This is a messenger RNA of Benincasa hispida (wax gourd), 1354 nucleotides long. RefSeq names its product acyl-CoA--sterol O-acyltransferase 1-like. Lineage: Eukaryota; Viridiplantae; Streptophyta; Magnoliopsida; Cucurbitales; Cucurbitaceae. Gene Ontology annotation, biological process: lipid metabolic process. The record is from RefSeq and is a predicted model, not a curated record.
UUAGGAAAUUAAAAGAGAACCACACAGUGAGGGAGUCGAGAAGAGAAAAUCCGAUCGGGCGUCGGCCACACGCCGGAGCUCCGGCUAAGAGUAAAGAAAUGGAGGAAGAGAUUCAGAAUUUCUUAAAAGUUUGGAUUUCAAUAUGGAUUUGUUUGAGCUAUUGCUAUGGCGUCGGCGAAAGAAUUCCACAUGGUAUUACAAGAUUUCUCUUCAUUUUCCCUGUGAUUUCCCUCUUCCUUUACCUUCCUCUUAUUCUCCGCUCCCUCCAUCUUGGUGGCCUCACUGCCUUUUUCAUUGCUUGGCUUGCCAACUUCAAGCUCCUCCUCUUCGCCGCCGGUCAAGGCCCUCUCGCCGCCCCCGGAAUGUCCAUCGGUACUUUCUGUGCAGUAGCUUCCUUCCCAGUGAAAUUAAAACAAAACCCAUUUCAGAAAACCUCUGAAGCUGCCAUUAAUGGAGGAUCAGCUCGAAUAAAUGAUACAAACUCCAAUCACAAUCGCCACCGCCAAUCGCUUUUGAACUACACCGUCAAGAUCUUGCUAGUGGCGGCGCUGGUGAAGGCCUAUGAUUAUACCCACAUCCUUCCUCAAAAACUCCUCUGGCUCUUCCUCUGUUUUCACAUCUAUUUCCUCCUCGAGCUCAGCCUCGCCGCCGCCGCUUCCGCCGUCGCCUUCGGCGGCACCGUCGAACUCCUCCCCCUCUUCCACCAGCCCUACCUCUCCACCUCCCUUCAAGACUUUUGGGGUAGGCGGUGGAACCUCGUUGUCACCGGAAUCCUCCGCCCCGCCGUCUUCCGCCCUGCAGCCUCCGCUGCCACGAAACUUCUCGGCUCCCGGUGGGCUCCCCUCGCCGGAGUGACGGCGACGUUUCUGGUGUCGGCGGUGAUGCACGAGCUAAUGUUCUUCUACAUGUCUCGUCAGUGGCCGCCGCCGACAUGGGAGGUGAUGGCGUUCUUUGUGUUCCACGGCGGCUGUCUGGUGGCGGAGAUGGCGGUGAAGAGACUGUGGAUUGACACGUGGCAGAUGCGGCCGUUGCCAGCGGCGGUGUCGGUUCCGGUGACGGUGGGAUUCUUCUUUUGGACGUGCUUUUGGCUGUUCUUUCCGCCGUUCAUCAACACGUGUAAGGCUGACGUAAGGGUGGUUGAGGAGUACGCGAUCUUUGGCGCGUUUGUUAAGAAUAAUAUUCCAAGUAGUUUCUGGUCAAAUUUCAACAAUAACAUUGCUUUUAAUUAUGUUAAAAUACCAUUUUAGUCUUGAAUGUGCACGCACGUGUGAUGUAUUUUUAACCUUUAUCUUUUUAUUUGUUGAAAAUUGAAAUAAAAUAGUAAUUUAAGUACUUUAUAUUAUAGAUAGUAAAA